UUUUUUUUUCUCUCGUUCAAAAAAAAUCGCUUCUUUUUUUUUGGUUUCACAAUGUCGACUGUGCCACAAGUGGAUAGCGAUGUGUUGGUGAAGCUAAUGCAGGAUAAAACGAAAAAAGCUGGCCAAGAUUAUGUUGUAGUUGAUGUGCGCGAUCAUGAUUACCGGGGUGGUAACAUUGUCAACGCCAUAAACUUGCCUUCAAAGACAUUUCGUCACGGGUUGCCCGAAUUUGCCAAGAAAUACGGGCACGUACCGUUGGUGUUUUUCCAUUGCAUGCAAUCACAAACACGAGGACCCAAGGCAGCGCGUAUCUAUCAAGAGUAUGUCGAUGACCAUAACAUGUCACAAAAGGUCAUGGUCUUGCGCGGUGGCUUCCAGUCAUGGGUCGCCCAAUUCAUGAAAUGCUCCGACUUGGUCACAAAUUAUGAUCCCUCCGUGUGGGAAUGAAGAAAAUAAAAUCCUUGUAAACCUCCUCAACAUAUUAAGUUCUUUUGUAUUGCGGCAGUUAGAGAAUUGAUAUUUAUAUUUAUAUUGAUAUUGAUACUGUAUAUUAAAAAUCUUUGAGAGUUAUGCACGUUAAAUCAUGUGCACGGUCUCUGAUUGGC
Radiomyces spectabilis is the source of this 605-nucleotide messenger RNA. Its product is annotated as Rhodanese-like domain-containing protein. The record is from RefSeq and is a predicted model, not a curated record. Gene Ontology annotation, molecular function: protein tyrosine phosphatase activity. NCBI's taxonomy places the organism in Eukaryota, Fungi, Mucoromycota, Mucoromycetes, Mucorales, Radiomycetaceae. Gene Ontology annotation, cellular component: cytoplasm; nucleus. The coding region runs from base 52 to 447 and encodes 131 amino acids. The transcript has 4 exons.